Molecule: messenger RNA, 1743 nt
Organism: Penicillium lagena
Lineage: Eukaryota; Fungi; Ascomycota; Eurotiomycetes; Eurotiales; Aspergillaceae
Exons: 4
Source: RefSeq, a predicted model, not a curated record
GUAGGGCUAGAAUCCAAUUCCAAACCCACUGGGUCUGUGGAUCGGCCGUCGUUCACUUUUAUCGGACACGACGAUGACUUGACCUCGAAACGAAUUAAGGAUGCCAAUGCUCGAAAGAAAAUCCGCUCCCAUGUCAUGCGCGAUGUGCGCCGCCGGGAGAGGCUCGCAGGCACAAAACGAGUCUCGCGGCGCGAGAGCCACGCUGGUCAAUCUGGUGUGGCUCCGACCACACUCGAGGACCAAGAUUCGGGGGAGCAGACCCUCGUCCUAAGAGCUGCCUCCCAGUCCUCUGUCUCGUCGUAUACCGUCGAACCUGAAGAUGGCAAUGCUAGGUCCAAGCACCGUCGAGGGCGCCCGAUCAAGUGGAGUGCAGGCCACGAUGUCCCAUAUCAUUCUUCCCCAAAUCCGAAGUCUUUACCUACCUCCUGGUUUAGUGAUCCUUUUUCGGUGCUACCUGGUGCCAGUGAAUUUCCUGCCAUGGUGGAAACAUUGGUGUUCUACUGGAAAAAUGUCUUCGUUCCAAUCACCUUUCCCAAUGCAGACGUGAAUCCCGAGAACCCGGAAGUAGAGCUAAUGGUCCGGUCCUCAUUCUCCGAUCCUGGCAGCUUCUUCAGCUUGAUGAGCAUGUGUGCCGCCCAUCGAGCCACGCUAAACAGCUACCGGUCAGACUCUAUGGGAUCGGAAGAGAAAAAGGGCCUGAUUUUAAAAGAUCCCGAUUAUUGUAUCAUGAAGGUCAAAUCUAUCCGAGAAAUGAAUGUCAAAGUGCGCGAUCCCGCCAAGGCACUCAGCGACGAGGCAUUCGAUACUAUCGUCAAUCUCCUCACGGGCUCGUUGAUCGUUGGCCUGUUCGACGAAGCUCGAAUCCACCUCACUGGUCUCAAGCGCAUGGUGGAGCUGCGUGGCGGAAUCUUGCAUGACAGCAUUCGCGCAUCAUCAAUGUUGUCUGCCAUCCUCACUACCGACGUUAAAUCUGCCUCGGGCCUGAUGACCAAGCCCAUUUUCCCCUUGACUUGGGAUGCAGAACCCGUCCCCGAAGAAAUCCAACAGCGGGUCAGGCCGGCGGCGUCAUCGCCCCUCAAUCGGUUAGGAUCUGGCUUCUUCUCCAACACUCUGUUGAGUGCUCCCCUCCUACGAAUACUGCAUGUCGUCCGUAAUAUCAUCCUUUUCAGCGAGGCUUGCCGAUCUACCCCGACCGUGGUCCAUGUUGACCACGAUUUCUUCCGGGUGCUCAACUACGAAACCGAGCACCAACUACUAAGUUAUAUCUAUACAGAAGGACAAAGCCCAGACGAGCUCUUGCUCAGCCCAGAACUGGAGCUUCACCCGAUCGAGGCCGUCACCCGCGUGGCGUCGAUCUGUUUUCUCAACCAAUUUCUGAUCUACUCCCCUUCACAGUCAGGGCUGGGUCGAGCCCUUACAAAACAUCUCAAAGCAGCAGUGAACAAUUGCAAGCUGCCGCUUGUGGCCCGCUUACCUAAAGAAAACUUUGGGCUCUUUGCUUGGGCGUUAUUCAUCGGGGCUCAGGGCUCUCUAGCUCAGGUCGAAAGGCCCUGGUUUGUAGAUAUAUUGGCACGAACCGCUAUGAUCUGCGGCUGGCAUACUUGGGAGCAAGCCUCCGAGGUCUUAGCUGAUUAUUUCUUCAUUCCCAGCACGGAUGGACCGACCUCGCAAGGGUCAGGCUGGAAAUCCAUCUGGGACGAGGCUAUGGCCGGCCUGGUGUUUUCCAAAACGGAGAAUGCGUAA